Molecule: messenger RNA, 1677 nt
Organism: Naegleria lovaniensis
Lineage: Eukaryota; Heterolobosea; Eutetramitea; Acrasida; Naegleriidae
Exons: 2
Coding region: 1-1677 (558 amino acids)
Biological process (GO): GMP biosynthetic process
Cellular component (GO): cytosol
Molecular function (GO): GMP synthase activity; GMP synthase (glutamine-hydrolyzing) activity; ATP binding
Source: RefSeq, a predicted model, not a curated record
AUGUCUCAACCUCAAACCUCUGUUUGUUCUCAUUCAACAACAACCACAACAACUUUUUCGGAAUCUCUACCACCACUCUUACAACAUGAAAAGAUUAUUAUUAUUGAUUUCGGAUCACAGUAUACUCAACUCAUUGCAAGAAAAAUCAGAGAAUUGAAUGUUUAUUCAGAAAUUUAUCCAUUUGAUAAAUUGGAAAGACACGUCAAGGAAAAGAAGAAUUUGGAUGAGUUUUUUGAAAGAGUGAGAGGAGUAAUUUUAUCGGGAUCUCAUCAUUCGGUCGAUGACGAAAAUUCUCCACGCGUGUACGAUGAAGUUUGGAAAUAUAUUCAAGACAAGUCGGUACCAUUGUUGGGAAUUUGUUUUGGUGCUCAAUUAUUGGCUUAUUUGCAUGGAGAGAAGGUUGUUUCUGCAGUUGUCAGAGAAUAUGGACGAGCUCAUUUACAUGUCACUGAUCCUGAAUGUGAAUUAUUUAAAGGACAUGAAUGCAGUGACAAAAUUGAUCAGUCACAAAUUUGGAUGUCUCAUGGUGACACCAUUUUCAUUGAAAAUGAACCAUCCUCUUCCCAAUUACAAGUCGUUGCUAAAACCAAUUCCAUUCCAGUCGCUACUUUUAAAAUCAAGUCCAAAAACAUGUACGGUGUUCAAUUCCAUCCAGAAGUCCAUCAUUCCAUUUAUGGAAGUGUUUUGUUACGAAACUUUUUAGUGAACGCUUGUGGAUGCAAAUUGGAAUGGACUCCAGCUCAUUUCAUUGAUGAAACCGUUCAAAAUUUGAAGUCAACCAUUGGCGAAAGUGAUCAUGUCGUUAUGGCAUUGAGUGGAGGCGUCGAUUCUACCGUGGCAGCUGUCUUGUUGCAAAAAGCAGUUGGAAAUCGAUUGCAUUGCAUUUUCGUAGAUAAUGGACUUUUGAGAAUGAAUGAAUUUGAACAAGUAUUGCAAACCUAUAAGGAAAAUUUGCAUCUUAAUGUGAAAGGUAUUGAUGCGUCGCAAUUAUUCUAUGAUGCAUUGAAAGAUGUCUCUGAUCCAGAGAAGAAACGAAAAAUUAUUGGAGCCAAAUUCAUUGAAGUAUUUGAAAAGGAAGCUCAUCAAAUUACUGGUGUGAAAUAUUUAGGUCAAGGAACCAUAUAUCCUGACGUGGUGGAAUCGAUUGGAGGAUCCACCAUUAAGAGUCAUCAUAAUGUUGGAGGUCUACCUGAAAAGAUGAAUAUUAAGGUUGUGGAGCCUUUACGACUUUUAUUCAAAGAUGAAGUUCGUAGAGUUGGAAAGGAACUCGGUGUGCCCGAUUCAAUUCUUAAUCGACAUCCUUUUCCUGGUCCAGGACUUGCCAUUCGAAUUUUAGGAGAUAUUACUGCUGAAAAAGUUACUCUUUUACAAAAAGUGGAUCAUAUUUAUAUUACAGCAUUGAAAGAAGAGGGAUUGUAUGACCAAAUUUGGCAAGCUGGAGCAAUUUUACUUCCUGUUCAAAGUGUUGGAGUUCAGGGCGAUAGUAGAACUUAUGAAAAAGUUGUGGCUUUGAGAGCGGUCACUUCGGUUGAUGGAAUGACUGCUGACAUUUUCCACUUUCCUUCAUGGGAUUUCCUUGGUAAAGUUUCUAACAAAAUUAUUAAUGAAGUAAGAGGAGUGAAUCGAGUGGUGUAUGAUAUUAGUACUAAACCACCUUCCACUAUUGAAUGGGAAUGA